AUGGCAUCCGAUACGCUCAUCCCAGUCUUCUACCGUAUUGUGUUCACCAUCAUCGACCCCUUCUUUUGCGCCCUCGGCAUCGCCAUGCACCUCUUCACCAAAACCGAUGUCCUCGCCGCCCUCUCCCCCGCUGCGGUCGUGCCUGUUGAAAUCCUGGCGUCAAGAUGGCGAGCUCGCGGAACGAGCGCCACAGUGCCCCCCGGCUCCGAGACCGUGCUCCUUCUCGACUACCUCGUCGGCUUCUUCGCGAUGCUCGGCGUUCUCCAGGUCAGCCUGCUGCGUGCGCGCCCGGCUUACAUGUACGUGUGGAAGGCUCUGCAGUUCGCCACGCUGGUGCUCGACGUCGUCCAGGUCGCCGCGACGGCACGCGCGCUGCUUGUGCAGGGCCGGACGGAACCGAGCGCGUGGCUGGGCGGAGGAAGGCAGAACUUUGCGGGGAAUGCGGUGUUCGGGCUGAUCAGUGCUCGGGAUAGGGCUGGACGAGACGAAGACGAAGACGAACUGAGUAACUCUGCCAUCGUGGCUGCAGGCGUUACACCUAUGUGA
Molecule: messenger RNA, 546 nt
Organism: Dichomitus squalens LYAD-421 SS1
Lineage: Eukaryota; Fungi; Basidiomycota; Agaricomycetes; Polyporales; Polyporaceae
Exons: 2
Coding region: 1-546 (181 amino acids)
Source: RefSeq, a predicted model, not a curated record